UCGUGCAAGAAGAAAAGGAGAAAGAAGAAGAAAACAGAAGCCAAGAUUCUCCUUACUUUAUAGAACACAAGCUCUCUCUCUCUCUCUCUCUCUCUCUCUCUCUCAUAUACACACACAAAGAAAUACACGUACAAGGUACAACGCUGAGUGAGAGCCAUGGCAGAAUUGGAAGGUAGACCAGCUUUGGCAACAACUACUACUGUUUUUGAUCAAGGAAAACUUCCUUUCAUAAGCAAGAAAGUGGAGACAUCAAACGGUGAUGAUAGCACUAGUAGUCCACCUCCAAAGCCAUUGCUAAUUGUUACACCAACUACUAGUGGCCAAUACCCUGUAAUCUUGUUUCUUCAUGGCUUCUACCUCCGGACUUGCUUUUACUCUCAACUCCUUGAACAUAUUUCCUCGCAUGGUUAUAUUGUUGUUGCUCCUCAGCUAUACCUCUACAUACCAUCGAGUGGACUCGAAGAAAUUGAAUCAGCAGCAAAAGUGACAGAUUGGUUAUCAAGUGGACUUCAACCUCAGCUUCCUGAAAAUGUUGAAGCAAACCUACAAAAGCUUUCUCUAGCAGGCCACAGCAGAGGUGGAAAAGCUGCAUUUGCACUAGCACUGGGUUACGCCAAAACUUCCUUAAUAUUUUCAGUAUUACUAAGCAUAGACCCCGUGGCUGGAUGUACUAAAUGUUGCCGAACCCAACCCCAUAUUCUCACCUAUGUUCCUAGAUCUUUCAACUUAUCAAUUCCAGUGACAGUAAUUGGCACUGGGUUGGGUCCAGAGCAAAAGAAUUGCUUAUCGCCACCAUGUGCUCCAGAGGGUUUGAACCACGACGAAUUUUUCAAUGAGUGCAAGCCUCCAUGUGCACAUUUUGUUGCUAAGGACUAUGGUCACAUGGACAUGCUAAAUGAUGAUCCGUCGGGUAUUGUUGGGGAAUUGAGUGGUUGUUUGUGUGUGAAUGGGAAGGGUCCAAGAGACCCCAUGAGGAGGAGUGUAGGUGGGAUUGCUGUGGCGUUUUUGAAGGCUUAUUUGGAAGGUGAGAGUGGGGAUUUUGUAGCUAUUUUGGCUGAUCCUAGUCUUGCUCCUGCGAAGCUUGAACCAGUUGAAUUCAUUGAAGAAUAAAUUCAUGCAUGCAUAAUGCUCAAGUUUAUUGGGAAUGAAAACAUGGAUUGUGGAGUACGUAUUUGGUGAAAAGUAGCUCAAUUUAUUGUUCUUUUUUUUUUUGGGCUGAAAUUCUAUUGUAUUUUAAUGUGUAAGAACUUAUGUUUUAAUCUAAAGGACUAUUAAGUAUUUAAAUUA
Molecule: messenger RNA, 1287 nt
Organism: Quercus robur (English oak)
Lineage: Eukaryota; Viridiplantae; Streptophyta; Magnoliopsida; Fagales; Fagaceae
Product: chlorophyllase-1
Exons: 2
Coding region: 157-1110 (317 amino acids)
Biological process (GO): chlorophyll catabolic process
Molecular function (GO): chlorophyllase activity
Source: RefSeq, a predicted model, not a curated record